Molecule: messenger RNA, 1818 nt
Organism: Emiliania huxleyi CCMP1516
Lineage: Eukaryota; Haptophyta; Isochrysidales; Noelaerhabdaceae
Exons: 4
Coding region: 1-1818 (605 amino acids)
Biological process (GO): carbohydrate metabolic process
Molecular function (GO): sialate O-acetylesterase activity
Source: RefSeq, a predicted model, not a curated record
AUGUUACUCUGCCUGCUCGCGCUCCCAUCCCACACGGCGGACGCACCGCCAAGCGCCUACGGCGAGCCCGCCUCCAGCGCGCCGCCCACCACGUCGUUCCUCUCCCGCACGCUCGGCUCGGGCAUGGUCCUGCAGCGUGCGCCACAGCGUGCCGUCGUGUGGGGCCACGUUGCCGCUGGCACGACUGUCUCGACCACCAUGACGGGCGGCGGCGCUCACCAGCUGCUCACCACCGUGGCGGGCGGCGACGGAAUCUGGAGACAGGCGCUCCCAGCAGUGCCCGCCUCACCAACGCCUCACAAAUUGGCCUUCAAAGCGUCCACUGGCGAGACGGCCGCAAUCGAGAAUGUGCUCUUUGGCGAUGUGUAUCUGUGCGGCGGGCAGAGCAACAUGCAGUUCUCGAUGCCCGUGAUUGAGAACUCGACCCAGGAAAUUGCGCGUGCCGAUGGGUACCCUCUAGUCCGCCUCUUCACCGUCGGCCAGAAGACCAGCUCCAAGGUGCCACUGCCCGACCUGCAGACGGUGGAGCAGAGUUGGUCUGUCGCGAGCGCAAAGACGGUCGCCAACAGCAAGGGCUUCGGCUACUUUUCUGCGGUCUGUUGGAUCUUUGGUCGCGAGGUGUUCGACGCGCUCGGCGGCCAGACGCCCGUCGGCCUGAUCUCGAGCAACUGGGGCGGAACGCCCGUCGAGAGCUGGACGACCCCGGAGGUGCUCCGGUCUUGCAACCUGAGCACGGUCGACAGCACCCUGUACAACUCGAUGAUCCACCCGUACACGGUCGGCCCGAUGGCGCUGGUCGGCUUCGCUUGGUACCAGGGCGAGGCCAACGUCGAUGAGCGGCGCGGCGACGAGGGAGCGGCGCGGUACGCGUGCACCUUUCCCGGGAUGAUCCGCCAGUGGAGGCGCUCCUUUGCGCGGCCCACCGCCUACUUUGGCUUCGUGCAGCUCUCCACGUGGUGCGGCAACGGCGAGCUCAUCGCCGAGAUGCGCACCGUCGGCCAGAUGGCAGCGCUCGCCCUCCCCAAGGUGGGCUACGCGACCAACGCCGACCACGGCGCCGGCUGCAACAUCUACCCGCCACCGAAGCAGUACUGCGGCAAGCGGCUGGCCAACUCGGCGCUCGCCCUCGAGUAUGGGAGGGACGUCGCUUGGCGCUCUCCCUCCUUCGCGUCGCAGGUCGCCUCGGCGGCGCCACCCUCCGUGAAAAUCUCCCUUUCCGACGUCAGCGCCGCCGGCUUGCGCGACGACGUCUACCCCUUCAACUACCUCGGCGGCGCCUUCAACUGCAGCGCGCAGGCGGGCAAAUGCGCGUGGGCCGAGCUCCUUCUCGCCGACGGGUCGUGGGUCAACGCGACCCUCUCUCUGGCCGGCGGGAGCGCCCUCACCCUCACCGCGUCACCCGCGCCAGCCGCCUACGCCGGCGCCCCCCUCGCCUCGCGGUACGGCUGGGGAGCAGUGCCGAUGCUUAGUCUGUACGACCGAGGAACCGGCUUGCCGGUGCUUCCCUGGUUCCCCGGCCUCUGCUGCACGUCGCGGCCAUCCGAGCAGACGUGCUUGGCGGCCAACUGUCGCUGGUCACACGAGGGCUGCAACAUCGAGCAGGAGGACCGGGCCACGUGCAGUGCGAUCGGCGACUGCGGCAAGGCGUACGAGGCGUGCUGCGCCGGCUUUGCCGCCAAGGGGUUCCCGUGCGGCUGCCACCUUCAGGACGGGUCGGGCGCCGCGGGCGCAGGCUGUGGCGACUGCGGCACCGCCUUCUCGGCAUGCUGCCUCGGCUUCAAGGCGAAGGGCUACCCGUGCAAGUGCGAUGUGCACUAG